Messenger RNA from Dunckerocampus dactyliophorus (ringed pipefish), 1097 nucleotides. RefSeq lists its product as uncharacterized. The transcript is spliced from 8 exons. The record is from RefSeq and is a predicted model, not a curated record. Lineage: Eukaryota; Metazoa; Chordata; Actinopteri; Syngnathiformes; Syngnathidae. The coding region runs from base 411 to 1097 and encodes 228 amino acids.
CGUGACUCAGAUUCCAUCUAUUCAUGGAUCAUCUUACAACGUCAUUUAUUAGUGAUGAGUACCUAUACAUUUUAUAUUUUAAAAUGUGUUUAAUAAGUGUGUGAGACAUAGUGAAGAAAGAAGACAACAUCAAGCUAGCAGGAGAUUAAGAUGAAAGAGGGCAAGAAUUUGGCAGUUCGUGGGGAUCCUGCGGUGGCGUCUCUUCCGAGGAGAGGAGCAAGGAGAACUUCUGACUACAUCGGAUGGAACUUAUCGUUGAUGCAGACUUCUUGUAUACCCUGAUUUGGAGAGGCCGGACAAGAACAACAGCAACACCAAAAACAAACAGGACUACAUUAGCAAAUGUCUAUAACGGCCAUAAAGACCAUACCGAAUUGAAACGGUCCUAGUUAUUAGUGGUAACAGUGACAAUGAAACCGGCCACCGACCCCACGCUGGUGGGCAUAACCAAGACCGGCGCCCCAAGAGGCAGCCCACAAAGCCCCCCCGCCCAAGGAGACCAGCAAGGGGCCACAGAGAGGCAACCCCAACCAGAAACAGUGCACCGGCAGGCCGGAGGAGAGCCAACCCCCAAGACCGGUGAGAGAACGCACCCCGCAAGGGCAGACGGGCACCAGGGGCCACACACCAGCGAGCCCAGAGCCACCCCCGCCAACUGGAAUAAAGCUUGCCCACGGCUGGGAGCGCCAGCCACCCACCCCCACGCCCCGCCCAGGAACGGAGGAGGUAGCUCUGGAGGGCUGACCUCGAUGUACCUGAGGAGUGCAUUAUGGUUCCUGGAAAGCGGCUGUGACAGUGCUCAUGAACAAAAGCUGUUAUUUAAGAUGCUGACACCUCCUGAGCUGGGCAGAGCUACUGGACCCCUGCAGCUGUGCCUCGACGCUGACAGACCGCAAACACGUAACACCCUGGCACAGCAACAUGGAUUAUCGCUUGCUGUUUAUACACGCAAACUAACAGGUUGCCAAUGUCACACACACAGAGGGAGAGAAUGGAGCAGAGACAGCGCUUCUGAUGCACUUUCUCUGAUAUACUGGCAAAUUCUUCAUGCUCUUUUCUGUAAUUUUAGCAACGGCCUGUGUCUUUGGUCUGUGUAG